AUGGGAGGAGGAGAGCUACCUGGGUUUUUGGUAAAUGAAAUCGGUGGCAUACAUGGGAUAUUGCAUGGCCAUGUGGCGUUCCUGAAGAAACAUUUCUACCUCAUCACUAUGAAGGAAUUUCUUGAAAACAGAAAGCAUAUCAGUAAAAAGGUCCAAGCAAUCUAUUUGUGGUGGCACAAACCAGUCAUUGACCAAGAGCUCCUCCAGAGCCUGCCAAACUUGAAAGUGAUUGCGAAUUCAGGAGUAGGGAUGGAUCACCUGGAUCUGAAACUUAUAGCUAGCUUUGGUGUGAAGAUGGCUAAUGCUCCACGUGCUGUUUCCAGCAGCACGGCAGAUACUGGUAUGGCUUUGCUGCUGGCAGCUGCUAGAAGACUAGUGGAAGGCUAUCACAUUGCAAUUUCUUCAGGUAUGGAGUACUGCGAAGCUGAUUUUCUGGGAGUUGAAGUUACUGGAGCUACUCUGGGGAUCAUUGGCAUGGGCAGCAUUGGGUAUAAGAUUGCUCUGAGAGCCAAAGCGUUUGAAAUGAACAUUUUGUACCACAACAGGACAUGGAGGAAAGAGAAAGAGGAGCAAGCUGUCGGCACCACUUACUGCAAAAAGAUAGACAACUUGCUCCAGCGCGCAGAUUUUGUGACGGUGGUGGUGAGCCUGACACCUGAGACACACAAGCUGAUUGGGAAAAGAGAGAUGGAGCUGAUGAAACCCACAGCUACUCUUAUUAACAUCAGCCGAGGUGCAGUAGUUGACCAAGAGGCGCUGGUGACAACUCUGCAGACUGGUGUUAUCAGGGCCGCAGCUUUGGACGUCACCUACCCGGAACCACUGCCCAGAGAUCAUACGUUGUUAAAAUUAAAGAAUGUCAUAAUAACGCCUCACCUCGGCAUUAAAACAGACAAGGCCACCUACAUGAUAAUAGAGGAAGCAGUUGAAAACAUACUAGCAGCUCUUAAUGGUCUCCCCAUAUCCAGUGAAGUGCUCCCUAGCUGA
Molecule: messenger RNA, 987 nt
Organism: Gymnogyps californianus (California condor)
Lineage: Eukaryota; Metazoa; Chordata; Aves; Accipitriformes; Cathartidae
Product: probable 2-ketogluconate reductase
Exons: 5
Coding region: 1-987 (328 amino acids)
Cellular component (GO): cytosol
Molecular function (GO): hydroxypyruvate reductase [NAD(P)H] activity; NAD binding; glyoxylate reductase (NADPH) activity
Source: RefSeq, a predicted model, not a curated record